AUGACGGGCAAAGGUAGUUACCGCUCGCGGUUGGAGCGACGGCGUCAACUCUCGAAGGCAGCGAAGCAUCACCAAAAUUACGACAACAACAAACGGCCACCUCCAACAGAACUUCGUACUGUCAAACGUGGUCGCAGAGUGAAAGAGGAAAAGCUGGUAAAAGACUGUAGACUGGAGAGGCUUGCCGAUUCUGUUCUUCACGUGAAUCACCUCAGUUCUGAUGAGCUUCAAUGCUUCGAGAAAACCAAGCGCUCACAAAAGAUCCAAGACUUGCGUUGA
Messenger RNA from Phytophthora nicotianae INRA-310, 279 nucleotides. RefSeq lists its product as hypothetical. The record is from RefSeq and is a predicted model, not a curated record. NCBI's taxonomy places the organism in Eukaryota, Oomycota, Peronosporomycetes, Peronosporales, Peronosporaceae. The coding region runs from base 1 to 279 and encodes 92 amino acids. The transcript has a single exon.